GAUGGGCUGCUACAUGUGUCAUAAACAUAUCCGGUCAUUCUGAUAGUAUUGUUCAGUCGAUAUUAGGCUACACUCUGUCUGACUGAACUCACAUGUGCAUAUUGCGUUCGGGCUUCAAGUUGAAUUGUUUCUCAUUGCAGGAUUAAUGUAGCACUGUCUCUUUAAAAAAAAAAGUACCUCAUAUUGUCCAGGAAGUUGUCACGUAAUCGGAGGACGGCGUUCAUUGUUUGUAUCCGAUAGGUCGAAGGUAAUAGGUAUACUGUUACUUUGUAGCAGAGUGUUGCAAUUAUCUUACUUUAACCUAUUCUAUAUCCUUCCUCCAUGAUUUCAAUCAUGAACAGGGUGCAGUUGAAACGCUCGAACAUCUUGAGAAUGGCUCUAGCAGGCUCGGACUCCAUGGAAGAAGGAAAAGGCGAGACGUUUCUACUUAAAGCCAUCAAAAUAGGUGGUGUGGUCGUACUUUAUUGGUUCAUUUCAAUAACCAUGGUGUUCUUAAAUAACUACUUGCUAGACAGUAAAGAUUUGGACGCGCCGCUAUUUGUGACAUUUUACCAGUGCCUUGUGACUGUCGGACUGUGCUAUGGCAUGCACUUGCUAUCCCACUUAUGUCCGGGUGUCAUCGACUUCCCCUCCGUCAAGUUCGACCUAAAGGUAUGCCGGGAGGUUCUACCCCUGUCCAUCGUGUUCAUUGGAAUGAUAACCUUCAACAACUUGUGCCUGAAGCAUGUAGGGGUGGCCUUCUACACUGUCGGCAGGUCACUCAGCACAGUCUUCAACGUUCUACUCUCCUACGUGAUCCUCAAGCAAACGACGUCCUUCUACGCCAUCCUGUGUUGUGGAAUUAUUCUAGGUGGAUUCUGGUUGGGUGUGGACCAGGAAGGUGUGGCGGGCUCCCUGUCGUGGACGGGUGUGUUUUUCGGUGUGCUGGCCAGCGCCUGCGUCUCCCUCAACGCCAUCUUCACCAAGCGGGUCAUGCCGGCGGUAGACGGAAACAUCUGGAAGCUCUCCUUCUACAACAACAUCAACGCCUGCAUCCUCUUCCUCCCACUCAUCCUCGUCUUCGGUGAGGUCGGCCACCUCGUUCAUUUCAGCCGCCUGGGUGACCCUACAUUCUGGGGCAUGAUGACGCUGGGCGGCGUGUUCGGUUUCGCCAUCGGCUACGUGACGGGCCUCCAAAUCAAGUUCACGAGCCCGCUGACGCACAACGUGUCGGGGACGGCCAAGGCCUGCGCUCAGACGGUCAUCGCUGUGGUCUAUAACCAGUCCAGUAAAAGUUUCCUGUGGUGGACUAGUAACCUGAUGGUCCUUGGUGGGUCUUCUGCCUACACCUGGGUCAAAGGCAUGGAGAUGAAGAAGGUCCAUAUUCCCCAGGAGGAGUCCAAAGUGAAACUGCUAGGGGAGAAGAGUGAUGCCGGGGUAUAGUGGGACUAGGAUGACCUUCUGCCAUGGUGGUGGUGACGGUGACCCGGGGGUAUAGCGGGAUGAGGAUGACCUUCCACCGUGGUGGUGGUGGUGACCCGGGGGUAUAGCGGGAUGAGGAUGACCUUCUGCCAUGGUGGUGGUGGUGACGGUGACCCGCUGGUGACAGAAGACAAUGUAAACACUAAGGCCUAACCACGGAGUUGUUUCUACAGCGAUGUUCUGUUGGAACAGUUGGGCUGUGUGCUGUCAAUAUGAAUGAAUGUUACUAUAGUAACACAAACAGAGGUGUAGGAAGGCUACGGGGUAAUUUUGUUACUCAGUGGGACCUUAUUGUUUUAUCAUUUCCUUAGGUCAUUUUGUCCAAUUCUGUUAUUUAUUCAGUGUGUGGGGGGGUCAUGAAUUAUAACCUAAAUCAUUCCUGUCUCUUCUUUCAGAACAUUAUUCAUAUGUCCGUAGGAUAGUAUCUAAAUCAAGUGACUUUCCUGUUAGCCUGUAUGUGUCAUCAGGAAUGUGACGCAAAACUGCAAUAUGACAGUUUUCUGGCAAGUGGGGCUCUUAUGUUGGGUAUACAGUUUGCAUAUGGAGGGUGGAGACCGACUGUAAGGC
Messenger RNA from Oncorhynchus mykiss (rainbow trout), 2028 nucleotides. NCBI's taxonomy places the organism in Eukaryota, Metazoa, Chordata, Actinopteri, Salmoniformes, Salmonidae. The record is from RefSeq and is a predicted model, not a curated record.